Messenger RNA from Scylla paramamosain (green mud crab), 1361 nucleotides. RefSeq names its product chymotrypsinogen B-like. The coding region runs from base 34 to 1005 and encodes 323 amino acids. NCBI's taxonomy places the organism in Eukaryota, Metazoa, Arthropoda, Malacostraca, Decapoda, Portunidae. The transcript has 8 exons. Gene Ontology annotation, molecular function: serine-type endopeptidase activity. Gene Ontology annotation, biological process: proteolysis. The record is from RefSeq and is a predicted model, not a curated record.
UCCGCGUGUUCUCGACUGCUGACCAGCGCAGCCAUGGCAAGUAGGGCAAGCCUCCUCGUGAUGUUGGCCGCCGUGGUGAUCUUGCCUCCACCAGCCUCCUCCCAGAACAGGAAAACCAUCGCCAACCCGGACUUCCCGUGUGGCGAGCCUUACGGACCCAAUGGGGAGCUGCCGGAGAGUAGCAGGAGGAAGCGGCAGAUCCUCUUCCCCGACGAACCGAAGUACGCGGACUACUUGCAGCUGCUGCUUGGUAAAGCCUUCACACGCGCCAAGGAGAAUACCGAGGAUGAUGCAGAAGCUGAUAAAGGUUUUUGCGGUGCCAACGUCAUCAGCGACCAGUUUAUCCUCACAGCCGGUCACUGCGUGGAGGGCAGCACUGAGAAGAUAACAACGGUGAUCUUGGGCGACAUUGAUCUGACCCAAGAGGAUGAAGAAAACUCCAGGGUCGGCACCUAUGAGAUAACAGAUAUCUUCGUCCACCCUGAAUAUAGCCACGACAGCCCAACGCGCUACCACGAUGUGGCGCUGCUCAAAACGAAGACAAAAAUACAGUUCAACGACGCUGUCUUCCCCAUGUGCAUAUCCGAUGAGAUUCCAGCCCCGGGAACCAUCGUCAUCAUUUCCGGUUUCGGUUACUACAAUGCCACCCACCGGCCAGACUAUCUGCUGGAGGCAAACUUCACGGUUAUGGACACAACCGAGUGUGAGGCCAUCUACCUGCAGCAUGGCCAGGAGGCGUUCGUCAGAGUCAAGUACCCAAACCUGCUGAAGGGAACUGACAUCAUCUGUGCCAUAGACGACGUAUCCGACGCCUGCCAGGGAGACUCCGGUGGCCCAGUACUGAGGGAGAAGGAUGGGAAAAUGUUCAUUGAAGGGAUCGUGUCGGGAGGAGCAAACUGCCACGCGAACUUCAAGUCGGUGCUGCCCGGCCUGUACACCAGUAUAGCCAAGCAGAUAGACUUCAUCGACAGGCAUGUGUACGGGUCUGCUGCUGCUGUGCCCUAGGUGUGUGUGUGUGUGUGUGGUACAAGAAACAUGCUAAAAACAAAUGAUAGAAGACGUAAGGUUAUGAAACUCCCACCAAAGCCAUCACAGGAAUAUGGUAUCUUGUAUAUCACCGUGUUCUGGUUUUGGCGAAGUGACUGAGAGCACAAAACAUGCCAACGCUUGUGCCGCCAUGCUUAUAAGAUAACUGUAGUUACAACUGUACAAAAAAUAAACGUUGAUAUACAGGUCUCGAAAAUUUUAACCUUACUAUUUUAAUGUAGUAUCAACAAAAUAAGCAAUACGAAUCACUUAAAGAUGUAUUUGUUGCCAGCAACUUAACGGAUAGGCAUAAUAAUGAAAUAAUUAACAAUCCA